AUGAAUCAGUCUUUGCUAUACAGGGUGUGGGUGGGUGGACAAGACCUUUCCAUUGAGACAACCAUAGAGGAGGAGGUGGAGGAGGAGAAAGAGGAGGACAACCUCCCCAUUUUACUUGAUUCAUCAUCUUUGGCAACCCCGAUGUGA
Echinococcus granulosus is the source of this 147-nucleotide messenger RNA. RefSeq lists its product as hypothetical. The transcript has 2 exons. The record is from RefSeq and is a predicted model, not a curated record. Lineage: Eukaryota; Metazoa; Platyhelminthes; Cestoda; Cyclophyllidea; Taeniidae. Bases 1 to 147 code for a protein of 48 amino acids.